Musa acuminata AAA Group (dessert banana) is the source of this 673-nucleotide messenger RNA. Its product is annotated as vacuolar iron transporter homolog 2-like. Gene Ontology annotation, molecular function: iron ion transmembrane transporter activity; manganese ion transmembrane transporter activity. Bases 62 to 673 code for a protein of 203 amino acids. Gene Ontology annotation, biological process: intracellular manganese ion homeostasis. Lineage: Eukaryota; Viridiplantae; Streptophyta; Magnoliopsida; Zingiberales; Musaceae. The transcript has a single exon. The record is from RefSeq and is a predicted model, not a curated record. Gene Ontology annotation, cellular component: membrane.
UCUAAAGCGAGAUGGGUGCGUCCAGAUCGCCAUCCCGCCCCGACCUCAAGAGCUAGAAUCGAUGCAAGCCGAUCCGGUGGAUUACAUGGCACGAGCGCAGUGGCUCCGGGCCGUGGUGCUCGGCGCCAACGACGGCCUCGUUUCCGUCGCCUCCUUGAUGGUGGGGGUGGGCGCGGUGGGCCAAAGCUCCAAGGCCAUGCUGGUGUCCGGCCUGGCCGGCCUCGUAGCGGGCGCCUGCAGCAUGGCCAUCGGCGAGUUCGUCUCCGUCUACGCGCAGUACGACAUCGAGGUGGCGGAGCGGGAGAGGCGACGCCGAGACUGCGGGAGCGAGAAGGAGGGCGUCAAGGAGGAGGAGGAGGAGGAGGAGGAGGGGAGCCUGCCAAACCCACUGCUGGCGGCGGCUGCCUCGGCGCUGGCGUUCUCGCUGGGGGCGGUGCUGCCUCUGUUGGCAGGAGCGUUCAUCAUGUCAGGGGAGGUCAGAGUUGGGGUGGUGUGUGCGGUGAGCAGCCUGGGCUUGGCUGGAUUUGGUGCGGCAGGAGCUGUGUUGGGUGGUGCUAAUGUGCCCAAUUCUGUACUCAGACUGUUGAUCGGAGGCUGGUUGGCCAUGUUGGUCACUUAUGGUGUGCUGAGAGUCUCUGGGCUUGUAUUUGGCAUGCACGUCUCCUCAGCUUAG